Messenger RNA from Lolium perenne, 1933 nucleotides. Its product is annotated as noroxomaritidine synthase. The record is from RefSeq and is a predicted model, not a curated record. NCBI's taxonomy places the organism in Eukaryota, Viridiplantae, Streptophyta, Magnoliopsida, Poales, Poaceae. Gene Ontology annotation, molecular function: oxidoreductase activity, acting on paired donors, with incorporation or reduction of molecular oxygen; monooxygenase activity; iron ion binding.
GCAAGAGCUCGCCCAUAUAAGGCCAUAUUGCACUGGUGAUCGAUCUCCCAUCUUUUCCAAGAGCAGAGCUAGCUAGCAAUGGAUUCCCUGUACUGGCUCGUAGAGGUCGUCUCCCUCCUUUGCUGCUUCGUCUUCUACUACCGUCACCUUCAGUCCAAGAAAAUAAGCAAGGCAGAGCCGACCGAAUGGCCAAUACUGGGCCAUCUCCCAGGCCUGGUCGCCAACAUGCACCACUUCCACGACUGGGCCUCCGGCAUCCUGGCCGGCACACUGUACAACUUCGAGGCACGCGCGGGGCUCACCGGCGUCCGCUUCUUCGUCACCUGCGACCCGUCCAACGUGCGCCACAUCUUCACCUCCAACUUCAUCAACUACCCAAAAGGGGACGAGUUCGCCGAGAUCUUCGACGUCUUGGGCAACGGCAUCUUCAACGCGGACGGCGAGUCAUGGCGCCGCCAGCGUGCCAAGUCUCAGCUGCUCAUGGCGGGGCCUCGCUUCCGCGCCUUCUCAGCGCGGUAUAGCCGCGACAAGGUGGGGAGGAGCCUCCUGCCUUUCCUCGAGCACGCCGCCGACGCCGGAGCCAGCUGCGACUUGCACGACGCGUUCCUGCGCUUAACGUUCGACAUGACCUGCAACCUCGUCUUCGGCGUCGACCCCGGGUGCCUGCAGAUCGGCCUCCCCCUCGUGCCCUUCGCGCGCGCCAUGGACGACGUGCUGGAGACACUCUUCCUCCGGCACCUCAUCUCGCCGGCGUGCUGGAAGCUCAUGUACCGGUUGGAGGUCGGCACGGAGCGGAAGAUGGCUGCCGCUAAGAGGACAAUCGACCUCUUCGCGGCCGAGACUAUCGCGAAACGCAGGGCCGAUCACAAGCUCCGCGAGGGCAUCAGUAGCUCGUCCGACAUGUUGUCGUCCUUCAUCUGCAACGAUGACGCGAGCGAGUUUGACGACGAGUUCUUGCGUGACACGACGGUGAACCUCCUGCUCGCCGGCCGGGACACGACCGGGGCUGCGCUGUCGUGGUUCUUCUACCUCCUCACCAAGAACCCGCGUGUCGAGCAGAAGAUCCUGGACGAGCUGGCGCCGGUCGCUUACCGUAAGAAGCUGGCCGGCGACGACGACAUGGUGGUGUUCGACGUGAGCGAGCUGAGCGGCAUGCUGUACCUGCACGCGGCGCUGUGUGAGUGCCUGAGGCUGUACCCGUCCGUGCCCUUCGAGCACAAGGCGGCGGUGGCCGGCGACGUGCUCCCGAGCGGGCACGAGAUGAAGGCCGGCGACAAGAUCCUCAUAUUCUCCUACUGCAUGGGGAGGAUGGAGGGCGUCUGGGGCAAGGACUGCGCGGAGUUCAGGCCGGAGAGGUGGAUCACCCAGGAUGGGAAGCUGCGGUACGAGCCUUCCUACAAGUUCAUCUCCUUCAACGCCGGUCCCCGGACCUGCCUCGGCAAGGAGAUGGCGUUCGUGCAGAUGAAGACCGCCGCCGCCGCCGUGCUGUGGAACUUCGCCGUCGAGGCCGUGCCUGGGCACGUCGUGGAGCCGAAGCUGUCCAUCAUACUUCACAUGAAGAACGGGCUCGCGGUCACGGUCAAGAGGAGGAACGUCGCGGCCGUGCAUGGCUAGCUAGUUCUUGUCGGAACGUGCGUGUGUCCACGUAUGUCAUGACCGGCUGCAAGGUAUGCGGCGGCCGUACUUACACGUAGCGGCCGGACACGUACGUACAUGUAAGUAUAUGUAUGGAAAAAUGGCAUGUGUGUUUGCUUAUGGUACGUACGUUUCAUAUCAUCAUUAGAAUAAAAAACUAGGCGAGUGUAAUAUGUGUAGUCUAUAGUGUAGUGACGCAAGUUGUGCUUUGUAUGCUUGUCUGCCAGCGCCUGUAUAGCGGGUGCUCUCCCAAAAUAUAAAUGGACGUAUGGGCGUCAUGUGCAUGACCUAUUGACAA